GUUGACUCAGAAAAUGGAGAGCAAGAAAAUCCGUUGUCUUCCUACCCUUGUUUUCUCUCUCCUCUUGAUAGAAAAUGUGAUGGCAUCCCGGGUUCUGGCCGCAUCUGAUCCUAUUGGUAAGCGCGAUAAAUCCAUCCCAUUUCGAGUAAGUCCUCCUGGGGGGACGGCUGCGAGAGGGAGCCCGCCGCUCAGGGAUAACCAUUGGAGUAGUGUCAAAUCGGACCGCGGGGAGGUCCGGGAGCCUCCGCCUGGAGCAAAUACCAUGCUUUCGGGAGCGGGCCGACGGAACAAGUCCGCGAGAAGUGUCGCGGUCGCCCCGACCACCGCUAAAGUCAAAGUCUCGACCGCCGUUUCUCCUACAAGCGCCACUUCACGCGAGCAGCGUCCAUAGCAGAGCCACCACUUCAAGGACCCGCUCCACUAGCGUCAGUUCAAACAGCAGCGUCGAUAUCAUCUAACAUCCUUGAUGAUUGCUAAGUGAAGAAGCAAAAAUUCUAGAUGAUGGUUGUUUUCUUUUUCUUUCUUCUGGGUUGUCUUCUCAAUCUCGUUCGAGUAAAGUGAUGUAUUGUUUUGAAGAGUUGUGUCUAUUAGUAUAACUGUCCGUAAACGUGUGUAAGGUUCCUCUUAAUUUUGGAAGUGAGUUUUGUCUUUUUGUUUGAGAAAGUUGCAAACUUUCUUUAUAUAUGUAUGUGUAUGUUUACAUAUGGACCUU
This is a messenger RNA of Eucalyptus grandis, 712 nucleotides long. RefSeq lists its product as uncharacterized. Bases 14 to 391 code for a protein of 125 amino acids. The transcript has 2 exons. Lineage: Eukaryota; Viridiplantae; Streptophyta; Magnoliopsida; Myrtales; Myrtaceae. The record is from RefSeq and is a predicted model, not a curated record.